This is a messenger RNA of Myxocyprinus asiaticus (Chinese sucker), 945 nucleotides long. RefSeq names its product olfactory receptor 52A1-like. The coding region runs from base 1 to 945 and encodes 314 amino acids. Gene Ontology annotation, molecular function: olfactory receptor activity; G protein-coupled receptor activity. Lineage: Eukaryota; Metazoa; Chordata; Actinopteri; Cypriniformes; Catostomidae. The transcript has a single exon. Gene Ontology annotation, biological process: G protein-coupled receptor signaling pathway. Gene Ontology annotation, cellular component: membrane. The record is from RefSeq and is a predicted model, not a curated record.
AUGGGUGACCGAUCGAGCAACAUCUCUUAUACUGAAUUCCAGUUAAUUGGAUUCACAGAUCUUAAAGAAUACCGUCCUCUACUCUUCAUCCCUUUUUGCAUCAUCUUAGUGUACUCAUUAUUUGCUAAUGCCAUUUUGAUGUUUGUCAUUGCAAAACACAGAAAAUUACAUGCUCCCAUGUAUAUUCUAAUUGGACUGAUUGCAGCUUUGGGGUUUUUUGUGCCAAUAUAUUUUGUUCCAAGGAUGCUAGUCAGUUUUUUGUGGAACCUGAAUACAAUUACACGACAUGAGUGUCUAAUACAAAUGUUUUGUCUGCAUUUUUCUGGUUGUUUUCAAUCCAGCAUCUUACUUGGAAUGGCUGUGGACCGAUAUUUUGCAAUUAUUUUCCCCUUGCGUUACAAUAACUUUGUAAGUUUGAAAAACUCAAUGCUUUUCUCUGCAAUUCUUAGCAUUCGUAACACUGUUAUCAUUGUUGCCAUGGUUAGUCUAGUUGUGCCACUUACUUUUUGUAGAACAAAUAUGAUUUACCACAGCUUCUGUGAGCAUACAUCGGUUGUAAAUAUAGCUUGUAGUGAUAUUACUAAAAACUAUUUAGCGCUUACGAUAGCUUUUGGAAUACCAUCCUUUGAUUGUUUCGUCAUUUUUUGCUCUUAUGUCAUAAUUUUUGUUGUUAUAUUUCGGUCUCCUUCAGGGGAAUCCCGCCAAAAAGCCAUUCACACAUGCACUACACACAUUAUGGGCAUAGCAGUAGCCUAUAUCAGUGUUGUUACUGCAUUUGUAGGGUAUAGGGUAGCUACAAUACCACGAGAUGUACGUAUCUCAACUAGUGCGAUGUAUCUUCUUCUUCCUGGAAUCUGCAACCCUGUUAUUUAUGGUCUCAGAACCACAGAAAUUAGAACACAAAUUGUUAAACUGUUUAAAAGUAAUAAAGUUUCAACUUUUUGA